Messenger RNA from Aspergillus nidulans FGSC A4, 994 nucleotides. Its product is annotated as NAD-dependent epimerase/dehydratase family protein. NCBI's taxonomy places the organism in Eukaryota, Fungi, Ascomycota, Eurotiomycetes, Eurotiales, Aspergillaceae. The coding region runs from base 26 to 868 and encodes 280 amino acids. The transcript has a single exon. The record is from RefSeq and is a predicted model, not a curated record.
AUAUCUAAAAGUAAGAACCCACACAAUGAAAAUCGCAAUCACCGGCGCCCGCGGCACCGUCGGCCGUGCAUGCGUCAAGCUGUGUUCCAAAGCUGGCCACGCAACCGUCCAAAUUGACCGCACAGAGCAAGAUUUCGAUGGCACACCCAACUCAGAAAUGCGCACUGCAGAUGUCGCAAACGAUUAUGACGCCGUUGUCAAGGCCUUCAAGGGCUGCGACGCGCUCAUCCACCUCGCCGCCCUGCCAGACCCUGUCGGCAAGGACGACUGGAUGGUGCACAACAAUAACGUCAAUGCUGCAUUCAACGGAUUCCACGCCGCAGCCACUUUGGGCAUCAACCGCGUCUGUUACGCGAGCUCGGUGAAUGCGGUGGGCCUCGCGUACGCGAAUCGACCGCUGAAAUUCGACUACCUCCCACUGGACGAGGAAGCUCCGCAACGCCCGACCGAUUCAUACGCCCUCGCAAAGGAAGAAGCCGAGGCGCAAGCGCGCAGUUUUGUAAACUGGUUCCCCGGCAUGAACAUCGCCUGUCUGCGGAUCCAUGAAGUCGCGCCUCUAAAAGACGUGCAGAAAGAACACGAGAGCAAUUGGGAGGAAGCAGCAGUGAAGCAGCUCUGGGGAUGGGUGAAUCCCGAGGCUGUUGCGAGGGCCUGUCUUCUUUCUGUUGAGCGCGCAGAGAAUCUCAAAGGCUGCCAGGUGUUGAAUAUCGCAGCGCCGACGACAACGCAGAGCACGCCGUCUGCUGAGCUUGCGAAGAAAUACUAUCCGAACGCGGAGAUCAGGCCGGGCUUAGAGGGGAAUAAGGCGUUCUGGACAACGGACAAGGCAAAGAGGAUUAUCGGGUGGGUGCAUGAGGAGAAGGAGUAGGUUGAGUCUGGUGGAUAUCAUAUGUGUGAACAGAAAGUUACCGGGCAGGGCGUAUUGCUUGCGUGAGUGGACUGCUCAGUAACUAUAGAUCAUAAACUGCAUUCAAAUAUGUUAUACCAUUCAUAU